CGAGAUUUAUUAGAGUUUGCCCCGUUUGGAAUUUUCCUGAAUUUGUUGUUGUUUCGGACCCCGACUUCUUUCGUAUGUGUUCCGCCCCUGCCAGCAAUAUGAAACUUGGGUUGUGCCCCUCCUGUUUCUAAUCGUCCGAAUUACUCCGAAUUCCAAACGAAUGCAAGCAAGCAAUCGUGAAUCUCCUAAUAUGUAUUUGCCCCAAAAUCCCAAUCCCCCAUACCAGUUCGUUUUUCGCUAUUGGACGCUGCCAGUCACCACCGCAUCACCGCCGUCCACCCUCCACGACUCCACCGGCCACCCGAAAAUCAGGUAAAUGAGUUGCGACAACAAGUGUCAAACAUGCAACAAGUCAUGGAUCAAAGGCAAAGUCAAAUGGAUUUGCAAAUGGAACAAAUUUGAAAUGACAUGAAAUUGAAAGUGCAAGGACAAUUGGCCAUUUAUGAGACAACUCGACUCGUCCGGUCUGUAUGUAUAAUCAUGGUUUUGGAAACUUGGAGGUGGAGGGAAGAGAUUGGGUUUUCAUUUCCAUUUCCAGUGAAAUCUGAUGAUGGUCUUCAAUGCAAAAUGACUACACAAUGCUCUAAAUAUGAUGUAUCCCUUGAUCAUUUCAGUUGCAUGAUCCACUGCAAUGGAAAUAUGGAUGACAACAUCAAGAUCAACAUUGGACCUCCUAAUAGACAUUUUGUAACGUUUAAGUUCAAUCAUGUUCUCAAUAAUGGAGAAACGCACGUGACUCCUCCAUGUCGUGGCCAUGCCGAAGAAUAUCGUCUCCCUUACACGGCCAGUGGAGUGAUGUGGUGCUGUCAAUGGAGUUCUAUUCGGUUGAAAAAGACAUCUAGUUGAUUUUCUUAGACAUCUGAUCUGACUAUCUCAUUUUUUUUCUAACUUAUUUAUUUAUUUAUUUAUUUAGUUACUGCUAUAGUAAUUUAACUUGAUUUUAAUUUCUUUCCUAUUACGGU
Molecule: messenger RNA, 962 nt
Organism: Lactuca saligna
Lineage: Eukaryota; Viridiplantae; Streptophyta; Magnoliopsida; Asterales; Asteraceae
Source: the annotation of a GenBank genome assembly